AUGGCAAAGGCGACGACGGCAUGCGUUCCAUGGUCAGCCCAUCGUGAUAAACACCAAAGACCGCCCUGGCUACUCAAGGGGAGGUCCUCCGUAUCAUUCAUCACAUUUGUGGCCUCCUUUGCGGUGUUUACCGACAGUUUCCUAUAUGGACUGAUUGUUCCUGUGAUACCCAGUGCACUGAAUGAGCGGCUUCAUGUUUCUGCGAAUGACGAACAAAAAUGGACAUCCAUCUUGCUAGCAUUGUAUGGCGCUGCCCAGUUUUCCUUUGCACCGCUCAAUGGCUACCUCUCUGAUCGAAUUCAAUCAAGAUGGUGGCCCAUGGUAACUGGCGUACUCAUCCUAGGUGCGGGCACCGCCUUAUUGUGCGCGGGCACCAACAUCGGCCUUUGGAUAGCAGGCCGGAUACUUCAGGGGGCGGCCGCCGCGAUUGUUUGGACCGCAGGAUGUGCUUUACUGGCCGAUACUGUGGCCGAUGAGCAGCUGGGCCAUGCUAUGGGCUAUAUUAGCACGGGCAUGACACUCGGGAAUCUAACGGGCCCUUUAGUCGGGGGUGCUGUGUAUGAACACGGAGGCUAUCAUUCAGUCUUCAUCGUAGCGUUUGCUCUGAUCGGUGUGGAUAUGGGUCUUCGGCUUGUAAUGAUCGAGACGAAGCAGGCUGUGAAAUUCCUCCACACCCCAGCUGAGCAAACCACAGUCCAGAGCGAAUCUGCAGCGAUUGCGGAACCCCCAGCGGUCUUACCGGAAAACGGACCCAUUGCAGGCAAGCUUGAGCCCCCAUCUCGAGAUGGUGGUGGAUCGGAAACUCCAGCUUCACGCGCCAGUCUAAAGGCUGCUUGUAGACUUCUGUCGUCUCCGCGUAUACUCGUGGUCAUAUGGACCUGUGUUGUGGUCUCAGUUAUUAUAUCUGCUUUUGAUAGUGUCUUGCCACUUUUUGUCCAGGAUACAUUCAAGUGGGCGCAGACUGCGCAAGGGCUUAUAUUUAUCCCAUUCGUUAUGCCGAGUCUUCUGGGUCCCUUGGUUGGUUGGGUUAACGACCGAUAUCCCAAGUUGAGACGUUUUCUGGCAGGAGGUGCCUUGCUUAUAAGCGCGCCUCCCUGUCUGCUUCUCCGUCUAGUUUCUGGUAAUGAUAUAGGGCAUAAGGUACUGAUGUGUGCAUUGCUGGUAGUGCUUGGUAUGGGCAUGGCUGUUCUAUUCCCGCUUGUUCUAGCGGAAAAUUCCUAUGCGGCUUCAGAACAGGCACAGGAGGCGCCAUCUACAUUUGGCGAACAGGGGGUAAUGGGGCUCGCAUAUGGAUUCGCAAAUUCAGCCUACGCUGCUGGCUCCAUAGCGGGCCCUUUCCUUGCUGGUUUCAUCCGGGCAAGUGCUGGCUGGGGCACCAUGACAUUAGUCUUGGGCUUGCUGACUGGAGUCUCUGCUCUUCCUGUUCUGUUAUAUUUCGGGGGGUUCAAAUUCUGCAAUAAAGGCAAAGGGAAGCCUUAG
Molecule: messenger RNA, 1479 nt
Organism: Aspergillus ochraceoroseus IBT 24754
Lineage: Eukaryota; Fungi; Ascomycota; Eurotiomycetes; Eurotiales; Aspergillaceae
Product: MFS transporter
Exons: 5
Coding region: 1-1479 (492 amino acids)
Biological process (GO): transmembrane transport
Molecular function (GO): transmembrane transporter activity
Source: RefSeq, a predicted model, not a curated record